Molecule: messenger RNA, 3716 nt
Organism: Stegodyphus dumicola
Lineage: Eukaryota; Metazoa; Arthropoda; Arachnida; Araneae; Eresidae
Product: zinc finger protein 708-like
Source: RefSeq, a predicted model, not a curated record
UCCGUUUCAUCAUCCGCGAUGAUUUAGCCGUAACAAAGAACGUCUACUGUGUACAUAACAAUACAUAUUUCUUUGGCCGUAAUUCCGUAUUGGUAUUUGUGAAAGCCAGCGCUGCAGGGCAGAUGUUCAAAUCAUUGGUUAAUACAUUUUAAGGAGGUACCUUUUGCACCAUCAAUUCGAUCACCAACGGUUUGUUUCAUAUAAUCUGGCUGCGAAACAGUUCGAGCAUUGAAGCGCGAUGAAAUCUGCGUGCUCUGCUUCCAUUACGGUGAACUCUAGUCGAAAUGUUGUAUAUUAUUUUGUUUAAUCACGUUGUGAAUGUCAUUUACUUUGUGUAAGUGAAGUUCGAGCAUUUGUUAGCGAACGGAAACUACCCACUUCGAAAAGUCGUUAUUUAAAUAAGAGAAAUAUGCUAAAUAUACGUUAAUUCACUUUUUUUCAGAAUCGUCUUGAAAUCGAAGAAGCGUAUAUAACAUCAUUGCUUGAAUUCGUUAUUGAGAAUUGUAUAUGUACUCAGGGAAAUAAUCCUAUUUGUGUGAAGUAUAAUUUAUUUUUUUGCCUACUAUUUCCAGAAAUCACGGCAUACUUAAUGUCACACAACUCAUGAGCUUCUUGCAUAAACAUUCUUGAAAAGGUAAUCAGAAAUACAUUUUCAUUGAAUAGCUGGUGCGAAGAAUAUAAGAACUAAUCCGAUUAAUUUAUUUACCCAAUCCAUAAGUGAUUUUAAAUUUAAUUUUAAUCAACUUCUUUUAUAUUCAUGCAAAACACAGUCGUCAGUGUAAAAUGGGUUACAAAUCACGAUAUCAAAAUUGUCCAAAGUAAUCUUGUAAUUAUCUGUACAAGGAAAGCAUUUCAUCUGUGUGUAUAUAACAAGUCAUUUAGAAAAUAUUUUAAAGAUGUUUUUAUGUAGAUAUUUAUUCACACUGAAAAUAGCCUAUAUAAAUGUGUGAAUUAAGUUAUUAAAAAAUAAUAAUAAUUUAAACUAGAAUAUGCAUCUUGACAUAGGAGAAAAACCUCAUAUAUGUGAGAUAUGUAAGAAGUCAUGUAGAAGAAAGAAACAGUUAAUAUCUCAUAUGCUUGUCCACACAGAAGAAAGACCAUAUAUGUGUGAGGUAUGUAACAAAUCAUUCAAACAGAAAAGUAAUUUAAACAAGCAUAUUUCUCUUCAUACAGGAGACAAGCCUUAUGUCUGUGAAGCAUGUAACAAGUCAUUUAGACAAAAAACUGAAUUAAGCAAACAUACACUUAUUCACACAAAAGAGAAACCCCAUGUGUGUGAAGUGUGCAACAAGUCAUUUAGACUAAAGAGUCAUUUGAAGACUCAUUUGCUUGUUCACACGCAAGAGAAACCAUAUGUAUGUAUAGAAUGUAACAAAUCAUUUACGCAGAAGGGUACCUUGAAUCAGCACAUGGUUACCCACAUAGGAGAGAAACUUCAUGUAUGUGAAGUGUGUAAUAAGUCAUUUGGACAAAAGAGGGUGAUAAACAACCAUACUCUUAGUCACUCAGGUGAGAAACAUGAGCCAUUUGGACAAAAGGAUUGUAAUUUGAAAACACAUAUAAUUAUGCAUGCAAAAGAAAGACCACAUGUAUGUAUAGAAAGUAAAAAGCCAUUUACAGAAGAGCAUGAUUUAAAUGAACAUGUAUGUUUGCAUGCAGAAGAGAAACUCAAUGCCUGUGAGAUAUGUAAAAAGCCAUUUAUACACAAAAAUUUGUUAAAAUCUCAUGUGCUUUUUCACCCAGAUGAAAGACCACACAUGUGUGGCAUAUGUAAUAAAUCAUUUAAAAGAAAAGGUCACUUAAAUGACCACAUGCUUAUCCAUGUAGAGAUGAAACCUCAUUUGUGCAUCCUGUGUAAUAAUAAGUCAUUUAGACGAAAGAGUGAUUUAAAGCACCAUAUGCGCAUUCACACCGGAGAGAAACCUCAUGUGUGCGAGAUGUGUAACAAGUCAUUUAGAUUAAAGAGUGUUUUACACAAGCAUGUGCUUAUUCACACAGGAGAAAAACCUCAUAUGUGUAAGGUGUGUAAAAAAUCAUAUAGACAGAAGGGUAGUUUAAAAAAGCAUAUGCUUAUUCAUGGAAGAAACAAACCUCUUGUGUGAUUUAGAAAAAUGGAUGAUUCCAUGACACAUGUAUGUUAUCCACAGAGAAGAAAAGUUUCAUGCCUCACAUCUGUUAGAUGGAAAGUUAAGUUAAUAGCAUGAAUGGCUUGUGUAGCAGAGAAACAUCAUGAUGUGUGGAUGUAAUAUAUCAUUUCAGAUGUUAACACAGGGAAACAAAAUUCCUGUAUGCUAGUUAACACUUAUGUCAUUUUAAAGGAAAGCCAAAUUAAAACAGCAUUUGCUUAUUAAUGAUAUAUAACUAGUCUUGCUUAUGAAGAAAAAACUUAAAUAGUAUGCUUAGCUGACUCCUAUAUUUCAAGACUGAUUCUGUAAUUGAAUUUUUUUUUUUUUUUUUUUCCUGGGAACAACUGAAAAUCUUGUGCCCCUCCUGUUUUGCCAAGAGGGGAAAACAUUUCAUUCUCAAAAUCCAUAACAUCUGUUUAGCGCCACUGGACAUUGUGCCCAUGAACAAAUAGCCAUAGGUAUAAGGUUUCAUGAAAAGAAUAAUUGUGUUGUGCAUAAUGAAUAAAAUACAAUUAUAUACUAUCUUUCAAGGGACCAUUCCUAAACAACAUAUAAAUGAAAAAGACAUAUAAACAAAAUUUUAAUUUAUGUGAAACAUUCAUAUAUUAGUUGUGUAAUUUUGAUGCUACUAACCUAGUACUGAUAUUACACAAUCUGAUUAUCACUUUUUCAAUUUGUUUAAAUUAUUAACUAUAUUCAAAGAAAUUUGGGUGCUUUUCUGUUAUCAGAACCAGAUUCAGGAAGUGUAAGUAUAUAUGCAUGUAUGGAUGGAUUGAUGUGUUCAUGUAUACAUAUGUAUGUGUGUAUGUACAUACAUAUACACAUAUAUGCACAUACAUACGUGCAUGUAGUAUUUUAAAUGCACAAACGCCACUGGAACUUUUUAACAGCUUGCAGUCUUAGAUGGCUGAGUGGAAUGGUAGGAAGAAGUUGACAUAAAUCAAGUUCAGCUAAUUAUCAUCUUCAUUUCUAGGCACAUUAAGAAUUAUUCUUUGUAGACGAUAUACUUUUUUAUCCUAAGCAAUUACAAUAAUUUAUUAUUCACAAGCUGUGCAUGGUGUAAUAUAAACAGGCUAACACAGGCACCUCAUCAACAGAAAAGUAUGCUUUUUUUAUAGUACUCUUCUGUUAUCAGGAGUAGAUUCAGAAAAGAAUGGAUGUAUGUGUGUACAUACACACAUAAAUAUAAAUACAUACAUAUGUACAUUUCCGAAUCUGUUAUCGAUAACAGAAGAAUACUGUUUUUAUUUACUCAUUUAUUCUGGAGAAACCUAAAUUUUAAAUGAUUUUUGUUAUAAAUCUUAAUUAAUUAAAUUAUAGCUAAGAUCAAAAUUAUAUAAUGAAACUGCUUAUCAACAUAAUAAUCAAAUGCAUAACCAUACCUGUGCCUAUCGCACCUGUGAUAUUUAAAAACACCUUAUGCAUGUAAGAUCGCGAGAUUCAAAUUUGCUGGCCAUGUAGUAGCUGUGCUAUGAAAAUUACUGUUAGUUUACAAAUAAAGUCUUUGCUAAGUAAUAUCAGUCACUAGUCGGAUUGUAAGAAGAUGGUCCAUUGUGUGGUUUUAGAAAAGAGACAAAAAAAAAAAAAAAA